ACGAAACGUCCCAUGGGAGAUGUCUGCUAAUUGCAAUAUUCUUUAUACAAAUAAUUUUCGUGUUUCCAUCCCCUCUCUUAAUUGGCCAAACAAUUAGACUCGAGUAGCCUUUUCUCUCUCUUCCCCCCACUUCUCUUCUCUCUUCAUCAAUCUUCUCUCCAUCUCCAUCUCCAUUGCCAUCCCUCUCUCUAUCUCAUCAGAGAUAUUUCCCACUGAUAAUCCUCUUUUGCUUGCCCUUUCUCUCUCCUUCACCAUAGUCCAUACCCUAGCUAUAGCCCAGAGAGCAGAACCCAAGAAGACCCCAAUUAUUGCAGAAGAAGAUAAAGAUGAUGAUGAAGAACUUCCUUCCCCUUGCAUUAGGGGAAUUUCGCCUCAUCUGGGGUUUCUGAUCCUUUGAUUUCAUCUACAUGUAUAUAUAUAUGUAUGUACACAUAUAUAUUAUAGAGAUAUACAUAGAGAGAGAGAGAGAGAGAGAGAGAAGAGAUCCAAAGAAGAAGGGUUGAGACCUGAGAGAGAUAUGGAUCCUUUCUCUUACUCCUCAUCUUACUCCUCAUCUUCCUCCUCACCUUCUUCAUCAUCUCCCUCCCAUCCCCACCACCAACAUAGAGCCCUCACCUUCAUCCCUCCUCCUCCCAGCACCGGCAACGGCAGCAAUGCCCAUCUGGGUUCUUGGCUCGGGGCCCGCUUCAACUCCGAUGACGACCACCUCAAUUCCCGCUCUGCUGAGGAAGAACCCGAGGAGGCUGGCGCAGGGCCCAUGCUCGAGGCGGGUGGUAGUACUGGUACUUACAGCUCUGUCGCGGCGAUCGAGAAGGAGCACAUGUUUGACAAAGUGGUGACCCCGAGCGACGUGGGGAAGCUCAACCGGCUCGUGAUCCCCAAGCAGCACGCCGAGAAGUACUUCCCCCUCGACUCAUCCACGAAUGAAAAGGGGCUGCUGCUCAACUUCGAGGACCGCAACGGUAAGCCCUGGCGGUUCAGGUACUCCUACUGGAACAGCAGCCAGAGCUACGUCAUGACCAAGGGAUGGAGCCGAUUCGUCAAGGAGAAGAAGCUCGAUGCUGGUGAUAUCAUUUCCUUCCAGAGAGGGGUUGGAGAGGCCGGGAAGGACCGGUUGUUCAUUGAUUGGAGGCGGCGUCCCGACCAUCACCAUCACUCGGUCAUCCCGCCUCAUCACGGCCACUUUUCGUUCAACGGAUCAGUCCCCUGGGGUUCUACUGUUCCUCCUCCUCAUCCAUUUCUGCUCCGUCACGGAAGGGACCACCCUCGCAAUGGCUACUUGGGUGGGCCGGGGGUCAAUUACGGGUACGGGAAUGUGGUAAACGUGAGCCCGUGCAGUGUGGGUUCCUUGUUCUACCUCAGCCGAUCAAGCACGGUGCCACCACUGCCACAGCAAUUGGGAAUCAGCGGGGUCCAUGGCAGCAGUGAUGGGGCUGAGCCGCCAAUCCCGGUGGUGUUCGACUCGGUGCCAAUUGUCCAGGGGAAGGCUGCAGCAAAGAGGCUCAGGCUGUUCGGAGUUAACAUGGAUUGCCCUAUUCCAGAGUCGAGCGAUCAUCAUCAAGAGUGCGAGAUACUGCCUUCGACUUCGAUAUCACAUGCCGUGACAAUCGGGUCGCAACCUCCUCCUCAUCAAGUACAGCUAAUUUCCUCCUCUUCUCCGCCUUCUCAGUCUCAAAAUCCACACCCACAGUUAAGGCUCUACAACGGCAUGCCAUUAACGGGCAAAGACAAGGCCGCCUCCUCCUCGUCCUCCAUGUCCUUUGACUUGGACAUUUGAGUUGGAACAAUGAAUAAAAGGAACCAAAAAAAAUCAGCAUUAUGUCCUAGUGAGUAUCUCCAAGAAUCGCCACGUGCAUUCUCCUCGGGACCAUUCGUAGAGCAUUCGAGGUAAAAUUGUUCCACGUAUCCUAAGAGGGACUCAAUUUCGGCCGAAAAGAGACCGAAGAGAGUCACCUAGAAGAAGUUGAUAAGAAAGGAACACCGUAGAGAGCUAGAGAGCAAGCGGGCGGGCGGGCGGGCCGGUACCAUUUUCACCUUCGAACAAGUUUCAGCUUAUAUUAAUUCAUGUAUUGCUUUAAAGGGAACCCUUCUUCUUUCUUGUAUAUAAUACAUAAUAUAUAUAUAUAUAUAUAUAUAUAUCAAAUCCAUAGAUUCACAUACACAA
Messenger RNA from Punica granatum (pomegranate), 2164 nucleotides. The record is from RefSeq and is a predicted model, not a curated record. NCBI's taxonomy places the organism in Eukaryota, Viridiplantae, Streptophyta, Magnoliopsida, Myrtales, Lythraceae.